This is a messenger RNA of Aspergillus campestris IBT 28561, 1623 nucleotides long. RefSeq names its product MDR family MFS transporter. The coding region runs from base 1 to 1623 and encodes 540 amino acids. The record is from RefSeq and is a predicted model, not a curated record. Gene Ontology annotation, molecular function: basic amino acid transmembrane transporter activity. Lineage: Eukaryota; Fungi; Ascomycota; Eurotiomycetes; Eurotiales; Aspergillaceae. Gene Ontology annotation, biological process: transmembrane transport; basic amino acid transport. Gene Ontology annotation, cellular component: fungal-type vacuole membrane. The transcript has 6 exons.
AUGCAGCAUCCUGAUCGUGAUGUUGAGCCUGCGGCGCCGGCUGAGGACCAGCCUCUGUUGCAGUCGGCGUCCGCGCCUGAGGCUAUGUGGAAGCCUCCGCGUGGGUUUGUCUGGAUUCAAAUAGCAAUCAUGUCCAACGUCUUCCUAUCCGGCUUCGACGGCACUAUCACGGCGUCGACCUACGCAGUGAUCAGCUCUGAUUUCAAUGCCGCCAACACGGCCUCAUGGUUGACUACCUCGUACCUGAUCACCAGCACGGCGUUCCAGCCGCUGUACGGGCGGUUCUCUGACAUCUUCGGACGUCGCACGUCCUUCUUCACCGCCACGAUCACGUUCAUCGCGGGGUGUAUCGGCUGCGGCGUUGCGCAGGAUAUCAUCACGCUGAAUUUGAUGCGCGCGCUGACGGGGAUUGGUGGGGGUGGGUUGAUGACUAUGGCGACGAUCGUCAACUCCGAUCUCAUUCCCUUCCGCCGCCGCGGCAUGUAUCAAGCACUGCAGAACGGGAUGAACGGCUUCGGAGCCGUCUGCGGCGCCUCGUUCGGCGGAUCCAUCGUCGACACGAUCGGCUGGCGCUGGUGCUUCAUCAUGCAGGUGCCCGUGGGUAUAUUCGCCCUUGUCACCGGCUACCUGGUGAUCAACCUGUCAUCCCCCUCCUCCAACGGACUGGUACAGCCAGGCCAGGGCUUGCGCGCGAUCUGGAAAUAUGUCGAUCUGUCGGGUGCCUGUCUGCUGAUCCUGGGUCUGUCGAGCCAGCUAGUGGGUUUGAGUCUGGGCGGCAACGAGCUCCCGUGGUCCGAUCCGUGGGUCGUUGGAUCGCUGGUCGGCAGUGUUGUGCUGCUUGCGCUGUUUGUGUUCGUUGAGGGGACCACGUCGGCUAUUCCGUUGAUUCCGCUGCGUAUGCUCAAGGGUGUGUUGCCUGUUGCGACGCAGAUCUCCAACGUUUGUGUUGGGAUGGCUGCGUAUGCUUUUCUGUUCACCCUUCCGCUGCUCUUCCAGGUUAUCCUGCUCGAUUCGGCCUCCAAGGCUGGGGCCCGCCUGGCUGUCCCGUCGCUGGCUGCUCCCAUUGGGAGUCUCGUCUCUGGCAUUGUGAUGUCACGCUGGGGAAAGCUCGCGCACUUGGUCCGCACGGGAGCCGCCUUGAUGUGUAUUGGUAACUUCCUCGUGAUGCUGUUGCAGUUCAACGACUCCGAAUGGAAGUAUUAUGUCUAUGUCAUUCCUGCCAGCUUGGGACAGGGCAUUGUCUAUCCCGGGAUCUUGUUUACGUUUUUGGCGGCGUUCGACCACGCAGACCACGCUGUCUCCGCCUCAACUGUCUACCUAGUCCGCUCGCUGGGUACGGUGUGGGGCGUGGCCAUUACGUCGACAAUUGUUCAAAACACAUUGCGCUCGGGUCUCGCAGAGGCCCUGAGUGGAGUACCAGAUAAAUGGAAACUCAUUGACGACAUUCGUCAUUCCGUCUCGGCAAUCUAUACCCUGCCCCCUGAGGUACAGAUGGCCGCGCGCCUGGUGUAUUACCGCGGGAUUCGACUAUCGUUCCUGGCGUCUGCCUGUUUCGGGCUCGUGGCGACCAUCGCGGCACUGUUCACGCGAGGAAAGGGGCUCCACCGGCCCGGUGAGGCGUAG